Molecule: messenger RNA, 19335 nt
Organism: Neoarius graeffei (lesser salmon catfish)
Lineage: Eukaryota; Metazoa; Chordata; Actinopteri; Siluriformes; Ariidae
Product: mucin-2-like
Exons: 46
Coding region: 34-19122 (6362 amino acids)
Cellular component (GO): extracellular matrix
Molecular function (GO): protein binding
Source: RefSeq, a predicted model, not a curated record
AGGAGUGUGGAAAGACCCACCUUCAAAUCCACCAUGGCGUGGAGUAUAUCUACACUCUGUGUUCUGGCCCUAGCUUUGACCUAUGGCCUCCAGGUGAACGCAAUAAGGGUACGCCGGAGCAACCAUGUCAGCAACAUUUGUAGCAUGUGGGGAAAUUUCCACUUUAAGACGUUUGAUGGAGAUUUCUACCAGUACCGAGGUACUUGUGAAUACAACCUAGUCUCUGACUGCCAGGGGUCUGUGCAGGGUUUCUCUGUGCAUGCUAAAAGAGCAGGGACAGCUGACAACCCAUACAUCACCAGAUUGCUGAUCACUAUUGGAGACAUGCCCAUUGAGCUCACCAAGAACCUGGUUAUGGUGAACAGCGAAAUUGUUAAACUCCCACACUAUGUAGGAGGGAUAAUGCUUGAAGAGAACUCUAUCUAUAUUAAAGUUUAUGCCAAACUGGGCCUCAGCAUCUUAUGGAAUAGAGCUGAUGCUAUCACGCUGGAACUGGACCCUAAAUAUUCUAAUCAGAGCUGUGGACUUUGUGGAGAUUUCAAUGGAGUUCCUGUUUAUAACGAGUUCCUAAGUGAUGGUCGUAUAACUGGCAUUAUUGAGUUUGGCAACAAACACAGGAUCCAUAACCCCACUCACGUCUGUGAGGACCCUUAUGAAGAAACUGACAGUCAAAACAGCACAGACGAGAAGUGUCAAUCAUUUCGAGAAGGCUGUUCCGAGCUGCUGAUGGAGAAUUCCUGGUCCUCCUGUCAGAACAUUUUGAGUCCAGAGCAUUAUAUUCAAGCUUGCAUGAUGGACAGGUGCGCCCCUCUCUCAACGGACGUGGAGAACACUGCUCUCUGUAGCACCUUGUCCGAGUACUCACGCCAGUGCUCCCAUGCAGGAGGAACGCCACCUAACUGGAGAACACCAACCUUUUGUGCUAUCAAAUGCCCCUCUACCAUGGAAUACUCUGAGAGUGGUUCCCCUUGUCUGGAUACGUGCUCAAACACAGACACCAGCUCACUGUGUGAGGAACACAAGAUGGAUGGCUGCUUUUGCCCAUCUGGUACCGUGUAUGAUGAUCUGUCUAACAGAGGUUGUAUCACUAAGGAUCAGUGCCAGUGUAAACAUGACAAUUUGUACAACCCUGGAGAGGUUCUGGUCAAGGAUGAUGAAAAAUGUGUGUGUCAGCAGGGAAAGUGGAUCUGCAAGACUCUGCCUGCCCCAGGUGUGUGUCUUAUGCAGGAGGGUUCCCACUUCACUACAUUUGAUGGAAAAGAAUUUACCUUCCAUGGAAACUGCUAUUAUGUUCUUUCCAAGGACUGUGUGGACUCAAAGUUUGCUAUUUUGGCACAACUUGCUCCUUGUGUUGACCAGAAAACAGACACUUGCCUGAAAUCAAUUCGAAUACAACUCAACAAUGACAAGAAUAAUGUCUUAAUCAUCAAAGAUGAUGGCACAGUAAAGCAUAAUGGAGAUAUAUCACUCCCUUACACCACUGUUGAAUUCACAGUAUUCAGUCCAUCGUCCUACUACAUCAUAUUGCAGACCACAUUUGAGCUCCAGAUCCAGGUACAGCUGGUUCCACUCAUGCAGCUCUACAUCAGGCUGGAUCAGAGAUUCCAGUCCAAGACCUGUGGUCUGUGUGGAAACUUCAACAAGAUGCUGUCUGAUGAACUGAGGACCCCACAAGGUAUAGUUGAAGGGACAGCUACAUCCUUUGGGAAUUCCUGGAAGGCUCAGACCAACUGUCUUGACAGUACUGAGAGGCUUGAUGACCCGUGCAGCUACAACAUAGACAGCGAGAGAUUUGCAGAGCACUGGUGCUCUAAACUGAAGGAGAAGGAAGGCGUUUUUGCCAAAUGCCAUUCGACUGUUAACCCAGAAAACUACUACAAGAGAUGUAAAUACUCAAGCUGUACGUGUGAGAAGAGCGAGGACUGUUUGUGUGCUGUCGUUUCCUCCUACGUUCAAGCAUGCGCAGCAAAGGGGUUGUUCCUGCAAAACUGGAGAAACACAGUGUGUGAUAAAUACAGUACAAGCUGCCCAGCGUCACAGGAUUUCAUCUACAAGAUUCAGCAAUGCCAGCGCACAUGUGACUCCCUUAGCUUGGAACGUCAGGGCUGCAGUACUGAGUACGUGCCCGUGGAUGGGUGUGCCUGUCCAGAAGGGCUCUAUAAGAGUGAGAAUGAUGUUUGUGUGCCUAUAGAGAAAUGCCCCUGCUAUUACAAUGGAGAGCACAUUAAACCUGGCAAGUCAAUCAACAUCAAAAAUGAGCACUGUCUUUGUAAAAAUGGAAAGCUUCAGUGCCAAUCGUGGGAUAUUAUUCAUGAGUGUGUUGCUCCAAAGACUUUCUUUAACUGCAGUACUGCAGGGCCGGAUCAGCAUGGGUUAGAGUGUGCACCAACAUGCGCACAAAAGAACGUUGAUUGUUAUCUCACCGACUGUGAGUCAGGAUGCAAGUGUCCUGAAGACCUGCUUGAUGAUGGUCGUGGUUUCUGUGUUAAGGAGCAUGAUUGCCCUUGCAAACAUGACAGUUACUUUUAUGCUCCAGGUUCUCAAAUAACAGACCACUGUAACAAAUGCACCUGUAAAGGUGGCGAGUGGGAUUGCACCGAGAAAAAAUGCCCUGGCAGUUGCACCAUCUAUGGCAGUGGACAUUACAACACUUUCGAUAAGCAAAUAUUUGGUUUUAGUGGAGAUUGUAGUUAUAUAGCUCUCCAGAACAAGUGUGGAAAUAAGACGGGGACAUUUCAUGUGAUCACCGAGAAUGUACCAUGUGGGACAACAGGGACCACUUGUUCCAAAGCUGUUCGAAUUGUAUUGGGAAAAACAGAGUUGCAAUUGAUGGAUGGUAAAAUAACAGAAAUUGAGCUUGAAACAGGUCUAUCUAUUAAGUACACUGAGAGAAAUGUGGGUCUUUACCUGGUCAUAGAAUCUGACAUUGGCCUAACAGUGUUGUGGGACCGUAAAACGACAGUCCGCAUCAUUCUUCAACCCCAGCAUAUGGGAGAGGUUUGUGGAUUGUGCGGAAACUACAAUGAAAAUGGCAAAGAUGACUUUACCACUCAAAGCUUGCUGCAAGUUUCUGAUGUUCUGCAGUUUGUAAACAGCUGGAAAGUACUCAGCCAGUGCCCAGAUGCUAAGCCAGACUUUGAUCCGUGUUUUAAAACACCUACCCGCUACACCUGGGCAAAACUGCAGUGCAGCAUCAUUAAAUCUGACACUUUCAAAGCUUGCCACAAUAAGGUGGCUUGGACCCCAUAUUUUGAAAACUGUGUAAAAGACUCAUGUUCAUGUGAUACUGGUGGGGACUGUGAGUGUUUAUGCACUGCUGUGGCAGCUUAUGCACAAGCCUGUAAUGAAGCAGGAGUCUGUGUGGCCUGGAGAACCCCAGAGAUCUGUCCUGUGUUCUGUGACUACUACAAUCACCAGUUUGAUUGCACAUGGCACUACAGUCCCUGUCACACACCAUGCUACAAAACCUGCCUCAAUACUCAAGGCAUCUGCAACAACUCUUUACCUAAUGUAGAGGGGUGUUAUCCCACAUGUCCAGAGGACAAGCCUAUUUUUGAUGAGGCAACUCAGACUUGCGUUGUGAUAUGUCCUACAUGCUACAAAAAUGGCACUGAGUAUAAGCCUGGGGAGGAAAUACCAACUGAAAUACCAUGCCAAUCAUGUCAUUGUGAUAAAAAUGGAACAGAAGUAUGUGUAACCAAAACUGGAUGCUGCGUUUACAAUGGAACAGCAUAUAAUGAUACUGAUUCCAUAUACAAUGGAACGGACAAUAUGGGAACAUGUUACAAUGCUACAUGCAUAAAUGGCACUGUCAUUGAGGACCGGUACCCCUGUGGUACUACCACAACACCACCACCACCAACAACAACAACGCCUGUAUCAACGACAACAGGGGAAGUCAGUACAACAACUCAAACUGAGACCACAUCUACCCCUGGAACAACAACUAAAGCAACAACUACUCCAGUGACGACAACAACAGCAACAACAACAACAACAUCUGUAUCAACUACAACAGGGGAAGUCACUACAACAACUCAAACUGAGGCAACAACGACGACUGAACCUCCUACAACUACACCAUGCAUCUAUGAAUGUAAAUGGUCUAAAUGGUUAAGUGUCUCUGACCCAGUGGAAGAAGGAGGAGAUGAUUUAGAAACCUAUGAACAUAUAAAAAAUAAGGGAAAUGAGAUAUGCGAACUUCCAGAAACCAUCAAUUGCAGACCUGUGGAUAAUCCUAAUAUGACAUUUGAACAGUUUGUACAAGAAACAGGUCAGGUUGUGCAGUGCGAUGUUUCAUUUGGUUUAGUGUGUGAAAAGAGUAAACAGACAGAACGCCCAUACAAAUGUUUUAAUUAUGAAAUUCAAGUAUGGUGUUGUGAAUGUCUAAAUGAAACAACAACAGCAACAACAACACCUUUAUCAACGACAACAGGGGAAGUCAGUACAACAACUCAAACUGAGACCACAUCUACCACUGGAACAACAACUAAAGCAACAACUACUCCAGUGACAACAACAACAUUAACAACAACACCUGGAUCAACGACAACAGGGGAGGUCAGUACAACAACUCAAACUGAGACCACAUCUACCCUUGGAACAACAACUACUCCCGUGACAACAACAACGACAGCAACAACAUCACCUGUAUCAACUACAACAGGGGAAAUUAGUACAACAACUCAAACUGAGACCACAUCUACCCCUGGAACAACAACUAAAGCAACAACUACUCCCGUGACAACAACAACAGCAACAACAACAAUACAUGGAUCAACUACAACAGGGGAAGUCAGUACAACAACUCAAACUGAGACACCUACAACUGGAACAACUACCAAAGCCACAACUACUCCAGUGUUGACAACAACAACAGCAGCAACAACAACACCUGGAUCAACUACAACAGGGGAAAUCAGUACAACAACUCAAACUGAGACCACAUCUACCCCUGGAACAACAACUAAAGCAACAACUACUCCCGUGACAACAACAACAACAGCAAAAACAACAACACCUGGAUCAACUACAACAGUGGAAAUCAGUACAACAACUCAAACUGAGACACCUACAACUGGAACAACUACCAAAGCCUCAACUACUCCAGUGGUGACAACAACAACAGCAACAACAACAACACCUGGAUCAACUACAACAGGGGAAAUCAGUACAACAACUCAAACUGAGACACCUACAACUGGAACAACUACCAAAGCCUCAACUACUACAGUGGUGACAACAACAACAGCAACAACAACAACACCUGGAUCAACUACAACAGGGGAAAUCAGUACAACAACUCAAACUGAGACCACAUCUACCCCUGGAACAACAACUAAAGCAACAACUACUCCAGUGACAACAACAACAACAACACCGGGAUCAACUACAACAGGGGAGGUCAGUACAACAACUCAAACUGAGACCACAUCUGCCCCUGGAACAACAACUAAAGCAACAACUACUCCACUGACAACAACAAGAUCAACACCUGUAUCAACUACAACAGGGGAGGUCAGUACAACAACUCAAACUGAGACCACAUCUACCCCUGGAACAACAACUAAAGCAACAACUACUCCCGUGACAACAACAACAACAGCAAAAACAACAACACCUGGAUCAACUACAACAGCGGAAAUCAGUACAACAACUCAAACUGAGACACCUACAACUGGAACAACUACCAAAGCCUCAACUACUCCAGUGGUGACAACAACAACAGCAACAACAACAACACCUGGAUCAACUACAACAGGGGAAAUCAGUACAACAACUCAAACUGAGACACCUACAACUGGAACAACUACCAAAGCCUCAACUACUACAGUGGUGACAACAACAACAGCAACAACAACAACACCUGGAUCAACUACAACAGGGGAAAUCAGUACAACAACUCAAACUGAGACCACAUCUACCCCUGGAACAACAACUAAAGCAACAACUAGUCCAGUGACAACAACAACAACACCGGGAUCAACUACAACAGGGGAGGUCAGUACAACAACUCAAACUGAGACCACAUCUGCCCCUGGAACAACAACUAAAGCAACAACUACUCCACUGACAACAACAAGAUCAACACCUGUAUCAACUACAACAGGGGAGGUCAGUACAACAACUCAAACUGAGACCACAUCUACCCCUGGAACAACAACUAAAGCAACAACUACUCCCGUGACAACAACAACAACAGCAAAAACAACAACACCUGGAUCAACUACAACAGCGGAAAUCAGUACAACAACUCAAACUGAGACACCUACAACUGGAACAACUACCAAAGCCUCAACUACUCCAGUGGUGACAACAACAACAGCAACAACAACAACACCUGGAUCAACUACAACAGGGGAAAUCAGUACAACAACUCAAACUGAGACACCUACAACUGGAACAACUACCAAAGCCUCAACUACUACAGUGGUGACAACAACAACAGCAACAACAACAACACCUGGAUCAACUACAACAGGGGAAAUCAGUACAACAACUCAAACUGAGACCACAUCUACCCCUGGAACAACAACUAAAGCAACAACUACUCCAGUGACAACAACAACAACACCGGGAUCAACUACAACAGGGGAGGUCAGUACAACAACUCAAACUGAGACCACAUCUGCCCCUGGAACAACAACUAAAGCAACAACUACUCCACUGACAACAACAAGAUCAACACCUGUAUCAACUACAACAGGGGAGGUCAGUACAACAACUCAAACUGAGACCACAUCUACCCCUGGAACAACAACUAAAGCAACAACUACUCCCGUGACAACAACAACAACAGCAAAAACAACAACACCUGGAUCAACUACAACAGCGGAAAUCAGUACAACAACUCAAACUGAGACACCUACAACUGGAACAACUACCAAAGCCUCAACUACUCCAGUGGUGACAACAACAACAGCAACAACAACAACACCUGGAUCAACUACAACAGGGGAAAUCAGUACAACAACUCAAACUGAGACACCUACAACUGGAACAACUACCAAAGCCUCAACUACUACAGUGGUGACAACAACAACAGCAACAACAACAACACCUGGAUCAACUACAACAGGGGAAAUCAGUACAACAACUCAAACUGAGACCACAUCUACCCCUGGAACAACAACUAAAGCAACAACUACUCCAGUGACAACAACAACAACACCGGGAUCAACUACAACAGGGGAGGUCAGUACAACAACUCAAACUGAGACCACAUCUGCCCCUGGAACAACAACUAAAGCAACAACUACUCCACUGACAACAACAAGAUCAACACCUGUAUCAACUACAACAGGGGAGGUCAGUACAACAACUCAAACUGAGACCACAUCUACCCCUGGAACAACAACUAAAGCAACAACUACUCCCGUGACAACAACAACAACAGCAAAAACAACAACACCUGGAUCAACUACAACAGCGGAAAUCAGUACAACAACUCAAACUGAGACACCUACAACUGGAACAACUACCAAAGCCUCAACUACUCCAGUGGUGACAACAACAACAGCAACAACAACAACACCUGGAUCAACUACAACAGGGGAAAUCAGUACAACAACUCAAACUGAGACACCUACAACUGGAACAACUACCAAAGCCUCAACUACUACAGUGGUGACAACAACAACAGCAACAACAACAACACCUGGAUCAACUACAACAGGGGAAAUCAGUACAACAACUCAAACUGAGACCACAUCUACCCCUGGAACAACAACUAAAGCAACAACUACUCCAGUGACAACAACAACAACACCGGGAUCAACUACAACAGGGGAGGUCAGUACAACAACUCAAACUGAGACCACAUCUGCCCCUGGAACAACAACUAAAGCAACAACUACUCCACUGACAACAACAAGAUCAACACCUGUAUCAACUACAACAGGGGAGGUCAGUACAACAACUCAAACUGAGACCACAUCUACCCCUGGAACAACAACUAAAGCAACAACUACUCCCGUGACAACAACAACAACAGCAAAAACAACAACACCUGGAUCAACUACAACAGCGGAAAUCAGUACAACAACUCAAACUGAGACACCUACAACUGGAACAACUACCAAAGCCUCAACUACUCCAGUGGUGACAACAACAACAGCAACAACAACAACACCUGGAUCAACUACAACAGGGGAAAUCAGUACAACAACUCAAACUGAGACACCUACAACUGGAACAACUACCAAAGCCUCAACUACUACAGUGGUGACAACAACAACAGCAACAACAACACCUGGAUCAACUACAACAGGGGAAAUCAGUACAACAACUCAAACUGAGACCACAUCUACCCCUGGAACAACAACUAAAGCAACAACUACUCCAGUGACAACAACAACAACACCGGGAUCAACUACAACAGGGGAGGUCAGUACAACAACUCAAACUGAGACCACAUCUGCCCCUGGAACAACAACUAAAGCAACAACUACUCCACUGACAACAACAAGAUCAACACCUGUAUCAACUACAACAGGGGAGGUCAGUACAACAACUCAAACUGAGACCACAUCUACCCCUGGAACAACAACUAAAGCAACAACUACUCCCGUGACAACAACAACAACAGCAAAAACAACAACACCUGGAUCAACUACAACAGCGGAAAUCAGUACAACAACUCAAACUGAGACACCUACAACUGGAACAACUACCAAAGCCUCAACUACUCCAGUGGUGACAACAACAACAGCAACAACAACAACACCUGGAUCAACUACAACAGGGGAAAUCAGUACAACAACUCAAACUGAGACACCUACAACUGGAACAACUACCAAAGCCUCAACUACUACAGUGGUGACAACAACAACAGCAACAACAACAACACCUGGAUCAACUACAACAGGGGAAAUCAGUACAACAACUCAAACUGAGACCACAUCUACCCCUGGAACAACAACUAAAGCAACAACUACUCCAGUGACAACAACAACAACACCGGGAUCAACUACAACAGGGGAGGUCAGUACAACAACUCAAACUGAGACCACAUCUGCCCCUGGAACAACAACUAAAGCAACAACUACUCCACUGACAACAACAAGAUCAACACCUGUAUCAACUACAACAGGGGAGGUCAGUACAACAACUCAAACUGAGACCACAUCUACCCCUGGAACAACAACUAAAGCAACAACUACUCCCGUGACAACAACAACAACAGCAAAAACAACAACACCUGGAUCAACUACAACAACGGAAAUCAGUACAACAACUCAAACUGAGACACCUACAACUGGAACAACUACCAAAGCCUCAACUACUCCAGUGGUGACAACAACAGCAACAACAACAACACCUGGAUCAACUACAACAGGGGAAAUCAGUACAACAACUCAAACUGAGACACCUACAACUGGAACAACUACCAAAGCCUCAACUACUACAGUGGUGACAACAACAACAGCAACAACAACAACACCUGGAUCAACUACAACAGGGGAAAUCAGUACAACAACUCAAACUGAGACCACAUCUACCCCUGGAACAACAACUAAAGCAACAACUACUCCAGUGACAACAACAACAACAACACCGGGAUCAACUACAACAGGGGAGGUCAGUACAACAACUCAAACUGAGACCACAUCUGCCCCUGGAACAACAACUAAAGCAACAACUACUCCACUGACAACAACAAGAUCAACACCUGUAUCAACUACAACAGGGGAGGUCAGUACAACAACUCAAACUGAGACCACAUCUACCCCUGGAACAACAACUAAAGCAACAACUACUCCAGUGACAACAACAACAACACCGGGAUCAACUACAACAGGGGAGGUCAGUACAACAACUCAACCUGAGACCACAUCUACCCCUGUGACAACAACUAAAAAAACAACUAUUCCCGUGACAACAACACCAACAGCAACAACAAAAACACCUGGAUCAACGACAACAGGGGAAGUCACUACAACAACUCAAACUGAGACACCUACAACUGGAACAACUACCAAAGCCACAACUACUCCAGUGGUAACAACAACAACACCUGUAUCAACUACAACAGGGGAGGUCAGUAGAACAACUCAAACUGAGACCACAUCUACCCGUGGAACAACAACUAAAGCAACAACUACUCCCGUGACAACAACAGCAACAACAACAAUACCUGGAUCAACUACAACAGCGGAAGUCAGUACAACAACUCAAACUGAGACACCUACAACUGGAACAACUACCAAAGCAACAACUACUCCAGUGCUGACAACAACAACAGCAGCAACGACAACACCUGUAUCAACGACAACAGGGGAAGUCACUACAACAACUCAAACUGAGACACCGACAACUGGAACAACUACCAAAGCCACAACUACUCCAGUGGUGACAACAACAACAGCAGCAACAACAACACCUGUGUCAACGACAACAGGGGAAGUCACUACAACAACUCAAACUGAGACACCUACAACUGGAACAACUACCAAAGCCUCAACUACUCCAGUGGUGACAACAACAACACCUGGAUCAACUACAACAGGGGAAAUCAGUACAACAACUCAAACUGAGACCACAUCUACCCCUGGGACAACAACUAAAGCAACAACUACUCCAGUGAUAACAACAAUGACAGCAACAACAACGCCUGUAUCAACGACAACAGGGGAAGUCAGUACAACAACUCAAACUGAGACUACAUCUGCCCCUGGAACAACAACUAAAGCAACAACUACUCCAGUGACAACAACAACAGCAGUAACAACAACACCUGGAUCAACGACAACAGUGGAAGUCAGUACAACAACUCAAACUGAGACCACAUCUGCCCCUGGAACAACAACUAAAGCAACAACUACUCCAGUGACAACAACAACAAAAGCAACAACAACGCCUGUAUCAACAACAACAGGGGAAGUCAGUACAACAACUCAAACUGAGACCACAUCUACCCGUGGAACAACAACUAAAGCAACAACUACUCCAGUGACAACAACAGCAAGAACAACACCUGUAUCAACUACAACAGGGGAGGUCAGUACAACAACUCAAACUGAGACCACUUCUACCCUUGGAACAACAACUAAAUCACCAACACCUACGAAGACAACAGAAGAAACACAUGGUUCACUUAGAACAGGGCCAACUACCAAAUAUACUACAUCAGUGGCACCUCAAAAAUCACCUAAUGGAACAACUACCCAGCUACCAACUAAUCCAACAGCAACAACAUCAACUGUAUCAACUACAACAGGGGAAAUUAGUACAACAACUCAAACUGAGACCACAUCUACCCCUGGAACAACAACUAAAGCAACAACUACUCCACUGACAACAACAACAGCAAGAACAACACCUGUAUCAACUACAACAGGGGAGUUCAGUACAACAACUCAAACUGAGAACACAUCUACGCCUGGAACAACAACUAAAGCAACAACUACUCCCGUGACAACAACAACAACAGCAAAAACAACAACACCUGGAUCAACUACAACAGCGGAAAUCAGUACAACAACUCAAACUGAGACACCUACAACUGGAACAACUACCAAAGCCUCAACUACUCCAGUGGUGACAACAACAACAGCAACAACAACAACACCUGGAUCAACUACAACAGGGGAAAUCAGUACAACAACUCAAACUGAGACACCUACAACUGGAACAACUACCAAAGCCUCAACUACUACAGUGGUGACAACAACAACAGCAACAACAACAACACCUGGAUCAACUACAACAGGGGAAAUCAGUACAACAACUCAAACUGAGACCACAUCUACCCCUGGAACAACAACUAAAGCAACAACUAGUCCAGUGACAACAACAACAACACCGGGAUCAACUACAACAGGGGAGGUCAGUACAACAACUCAAACUGAGACCACAUCUGCCCCUGGAACAACAACUAAAGCAACAACUACUCCACUGACAACAACAAGAUCAACACCUGUAUCAACUACAACAGGGGAGGUCAGUACAACAACUCAAACUGAGACCACAUCUACGCCUGGAACAACAACUAAAGCAACAACUACUCCCGUGACAACAACAACAACAGCAAAAACAACAACACCUGGAUCAACUACAACAGCGGAAAUCAGUACAACAACUCAAACUGAGACACCUACAACUGGAACAACUACCAAAGCCUCAACUACUCCAGUGGUGACAACAACAACAGCAACAACAACAACACCUGGAUCAACUACAACAGGGGAAAUCAGUACAACAACUCAAACUGAGACACCUACAACUGGAACAACUACCAAAGCCUCAACUACUACAGUGGUGACAACAACAACAGCAACAACAACAACACCUGGAUCAACUACAACAGGGGAAAUCAGUACAACAACUAAAACUGAGACCACAUCUACCCCUGGAACAACAACUAAAGCAACAACUACUCCAGUGACAACAACAACAACACCGGGAUCAACUACAACAGGGGAGGUCAGUACAACAACUCAAACUGAGACCACAUCUGCCCCUGGAACAACAACUAAAGCAACAACUACUCCACUGACAACAACAAGAUCAACACCUGUAUCAACUACAACAGGGGAGGUCAGUACAACAACUCAAACUGAGACCACAUCUACCCCUGGAACAACAACUAAAGCAACAACUACUCCCGUGACAACAACAACAACAACAACAGCAAAAACAACAACACCUGGAUCAACUACAACAGCGGAAAUCAGUACAACAACUCAAACUGAGACACCUACAACUGGAACAACUACCAAAGCCUCAACUACUCCAGUGGUGACAACAACAACAGCAACAACAACAACACCUGGAUCAACUACAACAGGGGAAAUCAGUACAACAACUCAAACUGAGACACCUACAACUGGAACAACUACCAAAGCCUCAACUACUACAGUGGUGACAACAACAACAGCAACAACAACAACACCUGGAUCAACUACAACAGGGGAAAUCAGUACAACAACUCAAACUGAGACCACAUCUACCCCUGGAACAACAACUAAAGCAACAACUACUCCAGUGACAACAACAACAACACCGGGAUCAACUACAACAGGGGAGGUCAGUACAACAACUCAAACUGAGACCACAUCUGCCCCUGGAACAACAACUAAAGCAACAACUACUCCACUGACAACAACAAGAUCAACACCUGUAUCAACUACAACAGGGGAGGUCAGUACAACAACUCAAACUGAGACCACAUCUACGCCUGGAACAACAACUAAAGCAACAACUACUCCCGUGACAACAACAACAACAGCAAAAACAACAACACCUGGAUCAACUACAACAGCGGAAAUCAGUACAACAACUCAAACUGAGACACCUACAACUGGAACAACUACCAAAGCCUCAACUACUCCAGUGGUGACAACAACAACAGCAACAACAACAACACCUGGAUCAACUACAACAGGGGAAAUCAGUACAACAACUCAAACUGAGACACCUACAACUGGAACAACUACCAAAGCCUCAACUACUACAGUGGUGACAACAACAACAGCAAAAACAACAACACCUGGAUCAACUACAACAGCGGAAAUCAGUACAACAACUCAAACUGAGACACCUACAACUGGAACAACUACCAAAGCCUCAACUACUCCAGUGGUGACAACAACAACAGCAACAACAACAACACCUGGAUCAACUACAACAGGGGAAAUCAGUACAACAACUCAAACUGAGACACCUACAACUGGAACAACUACCAAAGCCUCAACUACUACAGUGGUGACAACAACAACAGCAACAACAACAACACCUGGAUCAACAACAACAGGGGAAAUCAGUACAACAACUAAAACUGAGACCACAUCUACCCCUGGAACAACAACUAAAGCAACAACUACUCCAGUGACAACAACAACAACACCGGGAUCAACUACAACAGGGGAGGUCAGUACAACAACUCAAACUGAGACCACAUCUGCCCCUGGAACAACAACUAAAGCAACAACUACUCCACUGACAACAACAAGAUCAACACCUGUAUCAACUACAACAGGGGAGGUCAGUACAACAACUCAAACUGAGACCACAUCUACCCCUGGAACAACAACUAAAGCAACAACUACUCCCGUGACAACAACAACAACAGCAAAAACAACAACACCUGGAUCAACUACAACAGCGGAAAUCAGUACAACAACUCAAACUGAGACACCUACAACUGGAACAACUACCAAAGCCUCAACUACUCCAGUGGUGACAACAACAACAGCAACAACAACAACACCUGGAUCAACUACAACAGGGGAAAUCAGUACAACAACUCAAACUGAGACACCUACAACUGGAACAACUACCAAAGCCUCAACUACUACAGUGGUGACAACAACAACAGCAACAACAACAACACCUGGAUCAACUACAACAGGGGAAAUCAGUACAACAACUCAAACUGAGACCACAUCUACCCCUGGAACAACAACUAAAGCAACAACUACUCCAGUGACAACAACAACAACACCGGGAUCAACUACAACAGGGGAGGUCAGUACAACAACUCAAACUGAGACCACAUCUGCCCCUGGAACAACAACUAAAGCAACAACUACUCCACUGACAACAACAAGAUCAACACCUGUAUCAACUACAACAGGGGAGGUCAGUACAACAACUCAAACUGAGACCACAUCUACGCCUGGAACAACAACUAAAGCAACAACUACUCCCGUGACAACAACAACAACAACAGCAAAAACAACAACACCUGGAUCAACUACAACAGCGGAAAUCAGUACAACAACUCAAACUGAGACACCUACAACUGGAACAACUACCAAAGCCUCAACUACUCCAGUGGUGACAACAACAACAGCAACAACAACAACACCUGGAUCAACUACAACAGGGGAAAUCAGUACAACUCAAACUGAGACACCUACAACUGGAACAACUACCAAAGCCUCAACUACUACAGUGGUGACAACAACAACAGCAAAAACAACAACACCUGGAUCAACUACAACAGCGGAAAUCAGUACAACAACUCAAACUGAGACACCUACAACUGGAACAACUACCAAAGCCUCAACUACUCCAGUGGUGACAACAACAACAGCAACAACAACAACACCUGGAUCAACUACAACAGGGGAAAUCAGUACAACAACUCAAACUGAGACACCUACAACUGGAACAACUACCAAAGCCUCAACUACUACAGUGGUGACAACAACAACAGCAACAACAACAACACCUGGAUCAACUACAACAGGGGAAAUCAGUACAACAACUAAAACUGAGACCACAUCUACCCCUGGAACAACAACUAAAGCAACAACUACUCCAGUGACAACAACAACAACAACAACACCGGGAUCAACUACAACAGGGGAGGUCAGUACAACAACUCAAACUGAGACCACAUCUGCCCCUGGAACAACAACUAAAGCAACAACUACUCCACUGACAACAACAAGAUCAACACCUGUAUCAACUACAACAGGGGAGGUCAGUACAACAACUCAAACUGAGACCACAUCUACCCCUGGAACAACAACUAAAGCAACAACUACUCCCGUGACAACAACAACAACAGCAAAAACAACAACACCUGGAUCAACUACAACAGCGGAAAUCAGUACAACAACUCAAACUGAGACACCUACAACUGGAACAACUACCAAAGCCUCAACUACUACAGUGGUGACAACAACAACAGCAACAACAACAACACCUGGAUCAACUACAACAGGGGAAAUCAGUACAACAACUCAAACUGAGACACCUACAACUGGAACAACUACCAAAGCCUCAACUACUACAGUGGUGACAACAACAACAGCAACAACAACAACACCUGGAUCAACUACAACAGGGGAAAUCAGUACAACAACUCAAACUGAGACACCUACAACUGGAACAACUACCAAAGCCUCAACUACUACAGUGGUGACAACAACAACAGCAACAACAACAACACCUGGAUCAACUACAACAGGGGAAAUCAGUACAACAACUCAAACUGAGACCACAUCUACCCCUGGAACAACAACUAAAGCAACAACUACUCCAGUGACAACAACAACAAAAGCAACAACAACGCCUUUAUCAACGACAACAGGGGAAAUCAGUACAACAACUCAAACUGAGACCACAUCUACCCCUGGAACAACAACUAAAGCAACACCUACUCCAGUGACAACAACAACGACAGCAACAACAACACCUGUAUCAACGACAACAGGGGAAGUCAGUACAACAACUCAAACUGAGACUACAUCUGCCCCUGGAACAACAACUAAAGCAACAACUAUUCCAGUGACAACAACAACAACAGCAGUAACAACAACACCUGGAUCAACUACAACAGGGGAAGUCAGCACAACAACUCAAACUGAGACCACAUCUGCCCCAGGAACAACAACUAAAGCAACAACUACUCCAGUGACAACAACAACAGCAGUAACAACACCUGUAUCAACUACAACAGGGGAAAUCAGUACAACAACUCAAACUGAGACCACAUCUACCCCUGGAACAACAACUAAAGCAAUAACUACUCCAGUGACAACAACAGCAGCAGUAACAACACCUGUAUCAACUACAACAGGGGAAAUCAGUACAACAACUCAAACUGAGACCACAUCUACCCCUGGAACAACAACUAAAGCAACAACUACUCCAGUGACAACAACGACAGCAACAACAUCACCUGUAUCAACUACAACAGGGGAAAUCAGUACAACAACUCAAACUGAGACCACAUCUACCCCUCGAACUACACAUACUAUUCCCACAACCUCUACAUCUGUUCGAACAACUCCAUGUGUCUGCGUAAUAAAUGGAACAUCUUAUGAGCCAGGUGAAACGAUAAUUAAAAAUAAAGAAAUUGGCUUAGGUACAUGUUUGACCAUGAUCUGUUCUCCAAGUUGUGUAAUACAGAACACAACAGCUCCAUGCGGGGGUUGUCCACCAUGGGGAGUACAUAAAAAUGAGACAUUUGAGAUCUGUAACUGCACAAUGGCCAGGUGCAUUGAAAACUAUACUGUAGAGAUCAUCCCAUACCCAUGUCCACCUCUUCAAAACAUCACUUGUUUAAAUCGCCAAAAGCCUGUGGAAGUGUAUGAUGAGAAUUACUGCUGUAAACAACACGCUUGUGACUGCUUUUGUGAAGGCUGGGGUGAUCCUCACUAUAGAACAUUUGAUGGACUGUUCUAUAGUUAUCAAGGAGAAUGCACAUAUGUAUUAGUGGAGGAAAUCAAUCCUAAAUAUAACUUGAAAAUUUAUAUUGAUAAUGUCUAUUGUGACCCUCGAGAGCCUGUGUCCUGCCCGAGGGCUAUUAUUGUGGAGUACAAUAAAUUAGUGAUCACGCUGAAAAACAACAACCUUAUAGGAGCUACCAAACUGGAGGCUUUAAUGGCGGGUUCUUCUUUGAAAUUACCAUUUGCGCAAAAAGAUCUGACUGUGGUGAGCUCAGGUUUGAACUUGAUCCUGAGGAUUCCAAGGUUGAACGUUGUUGUGAUGUUUGGAAUCACUGGUUUCAGUGUCAACUUGCCAUUCCAACAUUUUGGGAACAACACUCAAGGACACUGUGGUACCUGCAACAACAACCAGGCUGAUGACUGCAUGCUACCAGAUGGGAGACUUGUAGAUGACUGUGCAGUAAUGGCAGACUAUUGGCAAGCUAAAGACAAGAGUGAAUCCACUUGCAAAUCACCACCAGUCCAUCCAGAAACAGCUGCACCCACAAAACCCUCUUGUCCAAACAACAAAGUGUGUGAGCUUCUGAAAAGCGAUUUGUUUAAGGAGUGUCAUCCCCUCCUCUCCCCUGAAAACUAUGUCACUGGCUGCCAGUUUGACAGUUGUCAUAUGAGCAACCAAGAUGUGGUCUGCACCAGUCUUCAGACCUAUGCAAUCGCUUGCUCACACCUUGGGGUCUGCAUAAACUGGAGGAACCACACUGAUCUAUGCCCAACCAACUGUCCAGCAGACAAAGUGUUCCAAGCCUGUGGACCUGUUGACCAACCAACCUGCAAAGACAACCCUGGAGACCAACAGAAGAUCACUACUGAGGGUUGUUUCUGUCCCGAGGGCACAAAGCUCUUCAGUAAGGAGUCAGCAGUGUGUGUUGACAAGUGUGGAUGCUUGGACCCCUCUGGUCAAGGACGAAAUUUUGGAGAAACGUUCCAGCAGGGUUGCCAGGACUGUGUCUGUGAUGAAACAUCUGUAUCCGUCGUGUGCAAAGAAAGAGUGUGUUCAAACAGCAACAAAGUAGUCAUUUGCAAUGAGCCAGGAUAUACUGUGGUCAAUGUGACAGAUUCAUCGGAUGCCUGUUGCACUGAGCUUACCUGCCGAUGUGAUAGCAGCACAUGUCCCAGUGUAAAUGACCAGUGUCCAAUCGGCUACACUCCUUCACUCAAAGUGCCUGAAGACAAAUGCUGCCCUGAGUUAACCUGCGAGGCAAAGGAAGUCUGUGUCCAUAAAGGACUGGAGUAUAAGCCUGGUACUACAGUCCCUGUGGUUGACUGCCAGAACUGUCGGUGUACCUGGGAUAAGAAUCCAGAAACGAAACUGUUUAAGAUCGAUUGUACACCUGUGGAUUGCGAUGAGAAGUGUGAAACAGGAUAUAAGUAUGUGGAAUCAGACACUGCUGAAUGCUGUGGCAAAUGCGUACAGAACAAAUGUAUUGUGAACUACAACAGCACAGUACACACAUUGGAGAAUGGAAAAGUAUGGAUUCCGCCAAAUGAUGCCUGUAAGAAGUUCAUCUGCACACUGAUUAAUGGAGAAUAUAUUACUACUAACUAUCAGAUCCAGUGCCCACCAUUCAACAUCACAAAUUGCCAGCCUGGUACCAUGCAAGUUACUGCUGAUGGCUGCUGCCCAGUCUGUGUGGAGACGAACACAGGAUGUAAAGUAGAGACCACUUUUGCUUCAAUCAGUCACAACAACUGCUGGUCAAAGAACACCGUGGCGCAAACACAAUGUCAAGGACACUGUAACAGCUACAGCAUGUACACUGACGUGAGUUCUUCAACUUGUAGCUGUUGCAAAGCGAGCCGCACUAGUUGGCGCACAGUGGAUCUGGAAUGCCUGAAUGGAGAUAUAGUACCCUACCGCUACAUGAAUGUGGAGGCAUGCAGCUGUGACCAGACUAAAUGUCUUGAAGGAGGCCAGCAGCAGCAGCAGCAAGAGGAGUAGGAGCAGCAGCAGAAGAAAAAAUUAUAGGAGAUACUCCUAUGAUGCAGUGCAGCGUCAGACUCCCUUAAGGAUGUCUGCAUUUUUCUCUCAGAUAUUUAGAAAAGAUUUCAAGUGCUUUAUCAUGCUUAUUUUCAAAUGUGUCUUUUAAAGCACCGCUUUGCUUUUCAAUUCAAAUAUAUGUAACUGUUUAAAUAAAGUGCAAUAUUAAAAGUC